UACCAGCAUUAAAAAGGUGCAAACAUGAAGCUGCAUUUCCACGCCAAGGAUGCGACCGAGAGUAAUCGAGGGUGUAAAGGCACGUCACGGUGUGACGUAUUACACACCUACGCUGAAUCACGUAAUACCUCAUCACGGUACGCCCUUCACGUCUGUCUCUCCAUCCCUGUGUGUGACAUUCUCUCCUUUAUUUUAAUUAAAGUCGCGAUAAUUGUUCUCCUUUUUUAAAGUCUCUUGCAUAAUAAAUUAACAAGUUUGUUUAAUAAAAAGUUCUUUCUCACUGGGGCUGGAUUCAGGAUGUGGAGGAGGAGAUAAACAAUUGUCUCUGCAACGGUAACGGUAUGUCCAGCAGCUUUCUUUCCUUCUUCUGUUAGCUGGUUGUGGUUGUAGUCAUAUGGGAUUCUUUUAACUGAUGUGUCUUUGAAUAUUUGUGUAUAGUUGUAAAAACAUUGCACACAACACACUUAAACAAUUUGCAGGUUUGUACCAAGUUAAAGCACGUUUAGCUCCCUGGGAUUGAGAGAAAACUGUAGUGACUGACAUCAUCAGUAGUAGUAGACAUGCUCUUUAGACAGGUAUCAGUGUAACGAAAUUUAUACAGUGUCUACAACAUCCGUAAACCUUGAAAUAAAGUUUACAAGCAUUCGAGGCUGUUUGUCUGAAGUGAAAAGAAAGAUUGUGAGUCUUUCUGUCAUUCACUAACUCCUCUGUUUCCUUUAUUCGCACGCGCACUUGACACCUGGAGGCAGGUGCCCAGCAUGUCGCUAUGAAUGGCUAAUAUGUGUGUUUAUGUGAGAGUCUGAGAGAGUUAUCAUGUUAAAUAACAUUUAUAAGUUCUUGUGGGUGCUUCUUAAAAUUAGUGUGCUUAGAACCUUUUCCGUUACUUUUUUAUGAGAAUUAUUUGUAAUGGUUUAAACUAAAAUUACAAUCAGCCAAGCGACAACAACCGAAAAUUAUUAUAUAAAUAUUGAAUGAUUAAGAAGUCUAAUGGAAUGCACAUUCUGUGUCCACAGUUUACAUCUUUACUCGUUGCAGCAUCACCCUAGUCAUCUCAGAGACCAACUCCAGGGGGUGACAUGCAUUUUGACGGAGUUGUACAAGCGAUUAACCCCUUCGGCCUUUACCAGAAGCGGGUGUAUUAUCUCCUUUGCUUUCUCGCAAUACCCGAUCCUCUUUUCCUCUUGGGAUCCGUCUUCUUGUUCGCCACGCCAGAGCACAGGUGCGCUGUUCCAGGUGCGGACAACGAUACCUGGGAAAGCCAGGGACUCGAACAUGACGACCUGGUGAGGAGGACAGUACCUGUUGACCCCACUACUGGAACGUGGUCCCAGUGCCUCGUGUACAAACAUGAGUCACUGCAGGACCUGGCAAACCUGGCCAACGACACGGUUGAAUGCUCACGAUGGGUCUACAGCAAGGAGAACUUUGAACUCACGUUUAUUUCAGAGUUAAACAUCGUCUGUCAAAAUAAGUUUCUCUUGCCACUGUUGAAGUCCAUAUUGAUGAGUGGUCUUCUCGCUGGAUCCUUAGUCCUAGGAACCCUCGCUGAUGUCAUCGGGAGGAAGAAGACUGUGGUGAUGAGUACCCUGGGUCUUAUCGCAGUGACCUUAGGCGCGGCUUUCGUCAGGAACUAUGUCGCUUUUGCGAUCCUUCAAUUUUUUACCAGUUUUUUUGAAAUGGGAAAGUUUUUGGCAGCAUUUGUAGCAGGCAUGGAGCUUGUAGGGCCUCAGCACCGAACACUUGCUGGCAUCGUGAUUGAGAUCUUCUGGUCCAUGGGCCUUUAUGUCAUCCUCUUGUUGGCCUACUUCCUUCGGAAAUGGAAUCACUUGCAGCUGGCUCUGUCAACUGUCAGCAUGAUAUUUAUUCCAAUCCUCUUUUUUAUCCCCGAGUCGCCCCGCUGGCUGGUGUCACGUGGUCGCAGACAGGAAGCGUCCGCCAUUGUGCGUCACGCGGCGCGAGUCAACAAAGUCGUCGUGUCUGAGAAGGUCCUCAGCCUGCAAGACCUGCAGAACGACGGUCCAGGUGUCAAGUUCUGGCAACUGUUCACCCACCGGCGUCUGCUAGUUCGCUGCCUCAUCGUCUUCUUCAACUGGUUCAUCGUCACAUGUAUUUACUACGGCCUUGGUCUGAACGUGGGCAGUCUGUCAGGUGACAUCUACCUCAACUUCCUGUACGCCAGCAUCGCCGAGACCUUGUCCUACGUGUUGUGUCUGGUGCUGCUCAACCGCAUCGGACGACGGACGCUGCACUGCUUCACCAUGCUGCUGGGCGGCAUCUCGUGUGUGGCCAUCAUCCUACCCGUCCUCUUCGGCGACCAGAACACAGCCUGGGUGGCCACUGCGCUCUCCAUGGUCGGCAAGUUCGGAAUCUCGGCUUCAUUCGCCAUUAUUUAUGUCUUCACAGCCGAGUUGUUCCCCACUUUUGUACGAAACUCCAUCGUUGGGGCCAGUUCUGUCAGUGCUCGGUUUGGAUCCAUGGCCUCUCCUUAUAUCAACUCACUGAGCUACUAUGUCAGUGGCAGUUUUGGAGUAGCUCUCCCUUCUCUCAUAUUUGGAGGAUCUGCGAUUGUGGCUGGUCUUGCGUCACUAUGGUUACCUGAAACUCAUCUUCGGCAACUUCCGGAAACUAUCGAAGACGCCGAGAAUUUUGGAAAAAAAAAAGACAAGAACUCUUAUGAACUCGCACAUACAUCGUCAGAAUACUCAGACAAGAAAGAUAUUUUAACGCCCAGUUAAUUGAUAUUAAUCUGACAGUUAAACAAAGAAAAACUGUUUCCAUGCGGCAUGAAGUAAUUAUCUGUCCAUCUGUAUAACAGAAAGAUGCAUCUUCAUGGUUUGUGCCAGAGCUAAAGAUGAGUUACGAAUAGUAACAUCUUUUAAAUGUUGUGAAUUCUUUCUCAAAAGAAGCAAGAACUUUAAUGAUUUAUACCAGUUACCAAGACAAACAUGAUAAUGUAUAUUAUAAAUAAAACUAGAUUAAUCUGACGAUAAACAGAAUUAAAUAAAAGGGGAAGGACACAUUUAAUGGCAAAAGUCGUCAGCUGUUGGUUUUUACAGUCUAAAGGAGGGAAUGUUUGAUAAAAGCUUUUUGCUGCAUGCAAAUUUAAUAAGAAAAACAUUUAUUUAUACAUUUGCAUACGUCGUAUGACUUUGAGGUUUUGUUGGGAUUUAUUUUGUUGAUUUGUUUGUUUGUUUGUUUGUUUGUUUGUUUGUUUGU
Molecule: messenger RNA, 3216 nt
Organism: Pomacea canaliculata
Lineage: Eukaryota; Metazoa; Mollusca; Gastropoda; Architaenioglossa; Ampullariidae
Product: organic cation transporter protein-like
Exons: 10
Coding region: 1077-2735 (552 amino acids)
Biological process (GO): transmembrane transport
Cellular component (GO): membrane
Molecular function (GO): transmembrane transporter activity
Source: RefSeq, a predicted model, not a curated record